UAGCCGAUCCAUUUAUGACUUCAGACUUACUAUGUACUCUCUUCAAAAAUUGUGACCAAAACAAAAGUUAAAGAUAAGAAGAACGAAGAAGAAUAAGCAAGAUUUUCUUAUCUAGAUAUCUGCAAGGUAAUAAUACAGUUCCUUAAACUCAGGAAGAAAAGAGAAAACGACAGAGGCAGAACAUGUGGAGAUUCUCUCCCUAAAACCUGUCCAAAACGUGACGUACAAUUCAUUUUUAUCUUCUCCUUACGAGUUAUCUUCUCUAUUUUUGUUUUAAUAUAGAAAUUUUGAGUCUUUGAGUAAAAAGAUGUUGGAAGGGAAAGCGAAGGUGGAAGAGACAGACAUGCCUGUGAAGAUGCAAAUGCAAGCAAUGAAGAUUGCUUCUCAAUCUCUCGAUCUUUUUGAUGUCUUUGAUUCUAUAUCCAUCGCUGCUCACAUCAAGAAGGAGUUCGAUGAGAGAUAUGGAAGUGGAUGGCAAUGUGUCGUGGGAACCAAUUUUGGGUGUUUCUUCACACAUUCUAAAGGAACUUUCAUCUAUUUUCAUUUGGGGACUCUCAACUUCCUCAUCUUCAAAGGCGCCACUCUUUAGUUUCUUCUAAACCACAUCCAUGUUUCAUUUCCUUUUCUUUUAACCUCAAAGUAGCUUUGUCUGUGUAGGAAGAAGCUGUUCUUUUUUUCUUUUUCUGUUAACAGAUCUUGUUUCCAAUAAAAUUGUAAGAUGUUGUAUUAUUUUGGGAUUAUAUGAGUGGUUAAUGAAGAUAAACGGCUUAUGGGAUUAA
This is a messenger RNA of Arabidopsis thaliana (thale cress), 779 nucleotides long. Its product is annotated as Dynein light chain type 1 family protein. Gene Ontology annotation, biological process: microtubule-based process. Gene Ontology annotation, cellular component: cytoskeleton; dynein complex. The transcript has 2 exons. Bases 308 to 589 code for a protein of 93 amino acids. NCBI's taxonomy places the organism in Eukaryota, Viridiplantae, Streptophyta, Magnoliopsida, Brassicales, Brassicaceae. The record is from RefSeq and is marked reviewed.